Messenger RNA from Oreochromis aureus, 2098 nucleotides. Its product is annotated as neuroepithelial cell-transforming gene 1 protein-like. Gene Ontology annotation, molecular function: guanyl-nucleotide exchange factor activity. The transcript is spliced from 12 exons. Gene Ontology annotation, biological process: positive regulation of Rho protein signal transduction; intracellular signal transduction. NCBI's taxonomy places the organism in Eukaryota, Metazoa, Chordata, Actinopteri, Cichliformes, Cichlidae. The record is from RefSeq and is a predicted model, not a curated record. Bases 170 to 1918 code for a protein of 582 amino acids.
GAAUCCGCCAUAUUCAAACUUCCGCCGUGCUGUGUGUUCUGUUGUCAUCGAUCUUCUGUUUUCUUUAUACGUAUAGGGCCAGUUUUAUUACGUUUGGUUUUUCUAUCUUCUUCGCUUAGUCAUAAACAAUUUCGGGUAUAACUCAUCUCACAACGUACAGCCACGGGAAAUGGACGAAAACGAAGAAUUUAGCGGUAGCGCGACGGAAAACAAAAGACACAAACUUCGCAGGGUGUCAUCGAGGACGUCUACGACCAGUAUAAUCAGCGCUGCGGAGCCCUCGCCUCAAACCUUACGAAGAAACAGCUCCAAGAAGCACAUAACUGCGAAAAGACCACCACUGCAGAGAGGCAGCUCCUUCACCUUCCUCACUCCUGGGACUCCGUGGGAUUUCAGCCUAAAAAGAAAGCGCAAAGAGAAGGAGGAUGAUACUGUCAGCCUGUCCAGCUUUGACCUCAAGGAGCCCAGUAACAAGCGUGUCAGAUCACUUGCCAAAGUUUCAUCCCUCGUCAACUUGAUAUCUCCUUCGAAGAAUGGAGCAGUGCGGCGCUUUGGUCAGACCAUCCAGUCAAUGUCAUCACGUGAUACCAAGUCACCAGGGAUGUCCCUCAAAGCUGGCAGCAAAGCUUCAGGCCCGACUCCCACGAAACGGAGAAACAGCACGCUGUGGUCGGAGACGCUGGACGUCCAUCAGAAGAGCACGUUCUCAACAAAAGAGAUCAAGAGACAAGAGGCAAUUUAUGAACUGUACAGGGGAGAGCAGGACCUCAUCGAAGAUCUUCAACUUGCCCGAAAGGCGUAUCACGAUCCGAUGCUAAAGCUUUCCAUCAUGACUGAGGAGGAGCUGGCUCACAUCUUUGGCGACUUGGAUGCAUAUAUCCCUCUACACGAAGAGUUAUUGAUAAAGCUGACGGAGGGAACUGGCCCUGAUGGAACAGUAGCACAGAUUGGGCAGAUAGUGAUAGACUGGCUGCCCGGUCUGAACGCCUACAAAAACUACUGCAGCAACCAGCUUGCCGCCAAAGCCCUGCUGGACCAGAAAAAGCAGGACAGGCGGGUGCAGGAUUUCCUGCAGCGCUGUUUGGAGUCACCCUUCAGCAGGAAGUUGGACCUCUGGAGCUUCCUUGACAUCCCUCGUUCACGUCUGGUGAAAUACCCGCUGCUGCUGCGAGAGAUCCUCAGACACACUCCUCCCGAUCACCCAGAUGUGACCAGUCUGGAGACAGCAAUUACUAUAAUCCAGGAGAUCCUGUCCGAUAUCAACGUGAGAAAGGGGGAGUCUGAGUGCCAGUAUUACAUUGACAAACUGGAGUUUCUGGACGAUAAGCAGCGGGACCCCCUCAUAGAUAACUGUAAGACACUUCUGUGUCACGGCGAGCUGAGGAACAAGAGCGGCUCGAGGCUGCACGUGUUCCUCUUCUCUGAGCUGCUCGUUCUGACUCGGCCGGUGACGCGCAACGAGAGGAGCUGCUUCCAGGUGUAUCGACAGCCCAUUCCUGUUCGGGACUUGACCCUGGAGGACCUGCAGGAUGGAGAGAUCCGCAUGGGCGGGUCCUUCAGAGGGGCUUUCACCAAUGGAGAGAAAGCUAAGAAUGUUUUCCGCGUGAGCUCUCUGGAUCCUUCUCACGGCCAGUCCCACACGCUGCAUGUGAGUGACGUCUACCACAAGCAGCAGUGGCUCAACUGCCUCCGCACCGCCAUGUCCCAACAGCAGGGGGCUCCAGCUAGAGUUCAGCGGGGGCAAAACAUCCCAGCCAAAAGCCACUCCUCUGUUUCCUCAGCCACAGUCUGUGAGGAAGAGGAAAAUGAGAACUGUCCUCCUGUCUCUGGCCCCAAACUGAGGCCCCAGACGCUCUCCAAAACCAGACUGGACCAGAAGUUACAGGGAUCACUGAAGAGGAAGGAAACUGGAGUGUAGAUAUUUAGAGGGUUCCUCUUACAUGAAUUUGACGUGUGUCCUGUUUAGCCACAUUUGCCAGCUUUUUUUUUUUUUUAAUCCAUCUGCACUGAAAAGGCUUCCCCAAUCAUCACCGUCCAAAUGUUAAUCCAACUGUAGCCCUUAAAAUGUGUAAUUAGUUUACAAAAAAAAAAAAAAAAA